Messenger RNA from Oenanthe melanoleuca, 4000 nucleotides. It is a transcript of the gene DCP2, whose product is annotated as decapping mRNA 2. Gene Ontology annotation, cellular component: cytoplasm; P-body. Gene Ontology annotation, molecular function: RNA binding; 5'-(N(7)-methylguanosine 5'-triphospho)-[mRNA] hydrolase activity; manganese ion binding. Bases 131 to 1390 code for a protein of 419 amino acids. The record is from RefSeq and is a predicted model, not a curated record. The transcript is spliced from 11 exons. NCBI's taxonomy places the organism in Eukaryota, Metazoa, Chordata, Aves, Passeriformes, Muscicapidae. Gene Ontology annotation, biological process: nuclear-transcribed mRNA catabolic process, nonsense-mediated decay; deadenylation-dependent decapping of nuclear-transcribed mRNA.
UCCGCCGGCGGCGCUCGCCCAUUGGCCCCGGGAGCCGCCGCUCCGCCGCCCCCACCCCGCAGCGCGGCCCCGCCCCCGCCGCUUCCCUGCGCCCCGGCCUCCGCCGCGUCGGGAUGAGCCGCGCUUCCCCAUGGAGACCAAACGGGCCGAGAUCCCCAGCAGCGUCCUGGACGACCUAUGCAGCCGAUUUAUUUUGCACAUUCCAAGUGAAGAGAGAGACAACGCAAUCAGAGUGUGUUUUCAGAUUGAACUUGCCCAUUGGUUUUAUUUGGAUUUCUACAUGCAAAACACACCAGGAUUACCUCAGUGUGGGAUAAGAGACUUUGCUAAAGCUGUCUUCAAUCACUGCCCUUUUUUACUGCCUCAAGGUGAAGAUGUACAAAAGGUUUUAGAUGAAUGGAAAGAAUACAAAAUGGGAGUGCCAACCUAUGGUGCAAUUAUUCUUGAUGAGACACUUGAAAAUGUUCUUUUGGUUCAGGGCUAUUUAGCAAAAUCUGGUUGGGGAUUUCCAAAAGGGAAAGUAAAUAAAGAAGAGGCACCUCAUGACUGUGCUGCUAGAGAGGUGCUUGAAGAAACUGGGUUUGACAUAAAAGAUUAUAUCUGCAAAGAAGACUACAUUGAGCUGCGAAUUAAUGAUCAGUUAGCACGGCUGUACAUCAUUCCAGGAGUUCCCAAGAACACAAAGUUCAACCCCAAAACCAGAAGGGAAAUUCGGAAUAUUGAGUGGUUUUCCAUCGACAAAUUACCAUGCCACAGAAAUGACAUGACCCCAAAGUCCAAGCUGGGUUUGGCACCUAACAAAUUUUUUAUGGCAAUUCCCUUCAUCAGGCCGUUGAGGGAAUGGAUUUCCCGAAGGAAUGGAGAGUCCUCAGACAGUGACAAUGGUUUUUCAUCUACAGGAAGCACACCCUCUAAGCCCAACUCGGAAAAACCUAGAUCCAAACUUCGCUGUAGUCAACAGAUAUUUACAGAUGGCUUUUCAGGAGAGCAGCUGGUGAAGCCAAAACAGCCACAGAAGCCAUGUAAUCAUCCUGAGGUUUCUGAAGUUUUGAAAAUAAAGCAGCAGAGUCAGAGCCUAAAGAACAGUGGCAGAAAGCAAAAUCAAGACACUUCCAGCCUAAAGAAGCGAACAAAUGGACUGCACAGUCAACCAGUUAAGCAAAACCAUACCUUGAAAUGUGAAAAAAGGCUUAAUCCAAGAAGACUUCAAGAUAACUUUGAAACAGAAGCAGCAUAUGAGAUGUGUUGCUCCAGCGAAGACCCACUGCCAGAACAUGUAGAGGGACAUUCUAUGGCAUGCAAUGGCCAUUACAAAUUUGCUUUUUCAUCAAGAGCUUUCUUGAGUUUCAAGUUUGACCAUGAUGCCAUAAUGAAAAGUUUUGACCUCUGACAGCAAACUUACUAGGAAUAAGAAUCAGACUUGCCUGUUGUAAUUGAGGGGGUUUCUUAUCCAGCCUUACUCUUUCUCAGGAGUUUUUUAUUUUGUUUUGUUUGUUUGUUUUUAAAUGCAAUGCAGGGACUGACUGCUGGUUUGGAAGGGUUUGUUCUCUUUGCAGUAUAGAGUGGCAUAGUCAAGUGUUGCACUUUAAAUGCAGUCUAGCCUUUGUCCACAUAAGUACCUUUCCAAUGUUCAGUUCAUUUGUUCCUAGCUGUGCAUUAGAGGGCAUUCUUUUUACUUGUGGUUUUUUUUGUUUGUUUUUUUUUGUGGUUUUAAAUUUAUUUUUUUUAUUUUAACUUGCUGUGUAUUUUGUAGAAUGUCAUUGACUUUUUUUAACUGUUGGAGUAUACCAGCUUGCUAACCUUUUAACUGUUCUGAUGUAAAUUAUUGGACUUGUUAGUCAUUAUUUUGUAGAACAUUGCAAUAUUACGCAGUGGCAAUGAAACUAAUUCACAGAGGACACCUCAGUCCUAGUGAUUUUGAAACCAAGUUGCACAUUUCAAACCUAGCCUCAGCCUGUCAUCCUUUCUCUGUACUGAUUGUUUGCCCCAAAUACCUUCCCUCCUUCACACUGAUAGUUUUUGUUGGCUGGCAAUCACUAGUACUUGAGUCAAAUCUAUAGCAUGUUGACUUUUUGUACUUACUCUUCCUUGGUCUUUGAUAAUGACACUCAAACUGGGUAAAACAGCCCUUCAAAGUGUCUAACAGCUCUUGUGCACUGCCCACAGCUGCAUAAGAAGACGCUACAAAGCAGCUGCUUGCAAAAAAAGAGAAGCUAGAAGCUUAAACUUGUCUGAGAGGGGUUACUUGUGUAGAACUUUACAGGAUGUAAAUAAGCCUCUGUAGAUCUCGCUGAGGAGGAAGGCAGGUGUGUGGAUAAUAGAGGCAUUGUGUGACACUGAACAGCUUAAUCAGGCUUCCAAUAACUAUUCCAAGGGUGUUCAGUAUUGUAUUCUGUGCUGUUGUCCUCAGAUCUCUUGUGUAGUGUAUCUGCUCUGUAUAUAUCCAGUAGUAUUGAAUUGCACUUGCAGUUAGCAUUUAAAUGAUCUAGCCUCAGUCAUUUUCAGCUACAGUGCUUUCUUAGGAAAAACAUGAAAGAUGGGGUGGGGAUGGAGGGGAGGAACAAAAAACCUGUAAGAGUUGAGGUGAUGAGCUGUUACAUCACCUUCAAGUCAGUGGGUUUUGAGCUAGAGUGCUAGAGUGGAGAGAAAUGCACUGAAAUAAUUUGUCACAGCAGCUUGUGAUAGCAAGCAUGUCUCAGAUUUAAAAAUGGACUUUUCUCUAGAAUAGAGGUAAUUGAUAACUUCAUAGGUUGAAUGAACUACACCCUUGUAGUGUAUGUACAUGCACUGAGUUUUUAUGCAACUCAUAUGUCAUCCAAAACCAAAAUCCUGGUCUUCCUUCAACCACCCUACUUCAUAGACCCUACGUAGUGUUUUCCUCAGAAAUAGCUUUAGAACUUUCUCCUGGUUUAUUCACCUGCCUGUGACCAGGUGAUUUGGAACUCUAAUGCUGUAAUAAUUUUGGCCAUGGGAGUGUUCAACUUCUGUAUCAGUCAACAGAAGAAACGGACUACAGCAUUUCCUCCUUCUGGAGGACAAGGGUUCUGAGGGCCUUGUUUUUCAAGACCAAAUUGUGAAAUAGCUCAGUCAAGCUUUGACUCAAUUUUUUUUAAAUUUUUUUUUUAAAUUUUUUUUUUCCUUAAACGUAUCCAAAGGCCAUACAAUGACAAAGAAGAGUAAUUGAGAAGUUAGGAUAAUGCUGGAGGAGGUUGUUAUUCAGCUUCAGGUGAAAACUAAUCUUUAGUUAUUUUUCUGUGCUAUUUUAGUUGAUUUCCCAGCAAAAGUGCCUUUACUCAUGGUGAGGCAGAAGUUUGUAUCAUAUCCUGAGGCUGCUACUGCCUAUGGAGCUAACAGGACUCUCCUAAGGCAUAAUUAAAUAACAGGCUGUGGAAAUCAUUUUACAAAUAAGUUGACUUUUCAGAUAAAUUAGUUAUAGAUCAUUUAGUGCUCUGUGAAAUAAUGGGGAUGUUGAUGAAACAGUGAACUUGGAGCAUCUGUCGUCUGUUUGGGAAGUCCUGUCCCAGGCAAGAAGUCUUUAGAACAAUGGAAGCAUGUUCUAUGAACAGGAGAUGCUGGCUGCCCUCUGUUUACUGUGUCAUUUUUUUUUUCUUAGUGAAAGAUUAGUUCAGUAUAAGAGACAUUGGUUGCUUCAUUAAGCAACCCAAAGUGAAGCUUAUACAUAUGUCAUUGAUUUUAGUAAACCUAGCCUUAAUGUGAGUUGCAAAUAAAUGUGAUAAAUAUGCAAUAACUUACUUCUUUGUAUAAGGGUACCAUUUCCUGUAGUAGCAUUGCUUUCUGCUUUCUUAGUGAGGUUUAUCCUAAAACUAUGUAAGUGUGGUGGCAUGUGAUCCACUUGGUGGGCUCCAUCAUGCCCUGCACCGUGAACAUUUUGUUUACUGUUCUUUAUAUUAUUAUUUCAUCAUCCCUUUAUAAUUGUAUUUCUAAGUUUAGAAGUACUUGUUUACAUUAUCUUCCAUAAAACAGUGAAGAAAUAGCAAGU